Messenger RNA from Protomyces lactucae-debilis, 1668 nucleotides. Its product is annotated as DHHC palmitoyltransferase-domain-containing protein. The coding region runs from base 185 to 1642 and encodes 485 amino acids. Gene Ontology annotation, biological process: protein targeting to membrane; peptidyl-L-cysteine S-palmitoylation. Gene Ontology annotation, molecular function: protein-cysteine S-palmitoyltransferase activity. The transcript has a single exon. Gene Ontology annotation, cellular component: endoplasmic reticulum; Golgi apparatus. NCBI's taxonomy places the organism in Eukaryota, Fungi, Ascomycota, Taphrinomycetes, Taphrinales, Protomycetaceae. The record is from RefSeq and is a predicted model, not a curated record.
CCUCCCGAACUGUUGACCAUCUGAUCGUGACGAUGGUUCAACCUUCACUCACCCGGGCAAUCUCUCGCGGCAAUUGUAGCUGUAACCGGUUGAUAUCUAGAAGCCGAUACCAGGCUGCGACUGCUGGACAAGGCCUAGACCUAUCCUGAAUGAUUUGCAAGGCUGUUGAUCUGAAAGCUUGACGAUGGCGCUUCUCACGAAGCUAAAUGGCAAAUUCGCUAGCCUACGCACAUUGACGUUGUUGCUUAUCCUCUUCUUGGCGACAUCUCAGAUUUACUUGCUUUCGCCAUUCUUGUUCUCGGACUAUCUUGAUAUCUCAGAAGGGAGAGGUCUAUGUCAUUUGCUAUUCUUCAAUGUUGGAGUCGCUUACAUUCUCUGGACUUUCUAUCUGAUAAGCGCCAGACAUCCUGGUCAGGUCAAGCAAUCGUAUGCGCCGCCACGCUAUCCAACAACUUUACCGAGCUCUGCAAACCCAGAAGAUAUCCGCAAUCGCGCUGAAAGCCAGGGUAGUGCAAGUGCUAUCCGUUGGUGUAAACUUUGCCGCGCGUUCAGACCGCCUCGCUCCCAUCACUGCAAGCAAUGUCAAACCUGUAUUCUUCGCAUGGAUCAUCACUGUCCCUGGCUCGAUAACUGUGUUGGGUACAGCAAUCAUGCUGCUUUCAUCAAAUUCCUGCUUGCUGUAGUCAUCAUCGCGACGUAUCUCUGCUGGCAGAGCGUUCGAUGCUUUCUGUGGCUGCUUGAGCUGGAAGAUCAGCGUGGCCCACCGUACUCUGGGGUGGACGAAGAAGGUGACAUGCUAGUCCUUGUUGUCUGUGGUGUGAUUGCUGUUAUCAGUGGUCUCCUAGCUGUCAUGGUCUUCUGCCUAUGGAUCUACCAAACAUGGAAUUCCUUUGAAAACAUGACGACGAUCGAAUCAUGGUCCAACAAACGUGUCGAAGAGUUGGUACAGCGAAGAAAGGUUCCUGAGACGGCAUUUCCAUAUGACUUGCAUUCCUUCCGUCGUAAUCUGCGCAGCAUGUUUGGCCCUCGAUGGUAUUUCUGGUGGUGGCCUUCAUAUUCGGCAGCUUCAAAAGGAUACUUUGUUCUGCCCGAGCAUUUCGAGUAUGACAUACCUCCAGACAAGGAAGAGCUCUACAAGACUGGUCAUGCAUUUCCAGUCAAUGAAGAUCAUGAUCCUCAUCGACCUUGGCCUCCUGUCGACCCCACACGAGCAGUCAUUCGAUCAAGUCAGAAAACGCCGGGCUUCACAUACGGUCAAGACGCCGUCACAGAUGUGGCUGCCUUCGAGAGACGUCAAAGGGCAGCGGGCGUUCGUCAGCGUGCUUCACCAACCGUACCUACAAGUACGACGCAAGAAAGUGCUGCAGUCAAGGCUCUCAAGCAGUCUGUUCGACAGGACUUCUACAUCGACGAUCCGGAUAGUGGUGACGACCUUAUCGCAUUUGACCAGCGUGCCGGAUUGUCUGACACUGAUGACGAAGAUGAUGGCCUGAUAGAAGGAGAGGCGCUAAGGAGCUAUGGAGUUGACGAGGAUGCAGAUGCAGACAAUCUUGACGAUGUGAUUGCAGAGGAAGGUGGGCUGACAGUACAGCAAUUGCUUGAGCGACAACGCCAUGCUCAGCUUCAAUCGUCUCAAGCAUAGUCAGUAGCAUCAACAUCAAAGCGAAA